This is a messenger RNA of Echinops telfairi (small Madagascar hedgehog), 8981 nucleotides long. It is a transcript of the gene ALG10, whose product is annotated as ALG10 alpha-1,2-glucosyltransferase. Gene Ontology annotation, cellular component: endoplasmic reticulum. Lineage: Eukaryota; Metazoa; Chordata; Mammalia; Afrosoricida; Tenrecidae. The record is from RefSeq and is a predicted model, not a curated record. The transcript has 3 exons. Bases 85 to 1527 code for a protein of 480 amino acids. Gene Ontology annotation, biological process: dolichol-linked oligosaccharide biosynthetic process; protein N-linked glycosylation. Gene Ontology annotation, molecular function: dolichyl pyrophosphate Glc2Man9GlcNAc2 alpha-1,2-glucosyltransferase activity.
AGUCCCUCCUUGCGCGCCCAUUUCGAUCCCAAAUUACAAGCUCGAGCUUCCAGGCCGGGGAUUCCGGCGCCCGAGGACUGGGCCAUGGCCGUGGGGGCAGGAGUGGCCCAGCUGGAGGGUUACUAUUUCUCGGCUGCCCUGAGCUGCACCUUCUUAGUUUCUUGCCUCCUCUUCUCCGCCUUCAGCCGGGCUCUGCGAGAGCCGUACAUGGACGAGAUCUUCCACCUGCCGCAGGCGCAGCGCUACUGUGAGGGCCACUUCUCCCUCUCACAGUGGGAUCCCAUGAUUACUACUUUGCCUGGCUUAUACCUGGUGUCCGUUGGAGUGGUCAAACCUGCGCAUUGGAUCUUUGGAUGGUCUGAACAUGUAGUCUGCUCCAUUGGAAUGCUCCGAUUUGUUAAUCUUCUCUUCAGUGUCGGCAACUUCUAUUUACUCUAUUUGCUUUUCCGCAAGGUACAACCCAGAAACAAGGCUGCCUCAAGUAUCCAGAGAAUUUUGUCAACAUUGACACUAGCAGUAUUUCCCACACUCUAUUUUUUUAACUUCCUUUAUUAUACAGAAGCAGGAUCUCUGUUUUUCACUCUUUUUGCCUAUUUGAUGAGCCUGUAUGGGAAUCACAAGACUUCAGCCUUGCUUGGAUUUUGUGGCUUCAUGUUCCGUCAGACGAAUAUCAUCUGGACUGUCUUCUGUGCAGGGCAUGUCAUUGCCCAGAAGCUAACAGAAGCCUGGAAAACCGAGCUACAGAAGAAGAGGGAAGAGCGGCAGCCCUCUAUCAAGGGACCACUUUCAGAAUUUAGGAAGCUCCUUCAGUUUCUUUUAGCCUAUUCCACGUCCUUUAAGAACUUGAGCAUGCUUGUCCUUUUGACGUGGCCCUACAUCCUGCUAGUGCUUGCCUUUUGUGCCUUUGUCGUAGUGAAUGGCGGGAUUGUAAUCGGUGAUCGGAGUAGUCAUGAAACCUGCCUGCAUUUUCCUCAGCUAUUUUACUUUUUCUCGUUCACUCUCUUUUUCUCCUUUCCUCACUUACUUUCUCUUAGUAAAAUUAAGACUUUUCUUUGCUUAGUUUGGAAACGUAGAAUUCAGUUUUUUAUAAUUACUUUGGUCUCCUUAUUCUUAGUUUGGAAAUUCACUUACACUCACAAAUAUUUACUAGCAGACAAUAGGCAUUAUACGUUCUAUGUGUGGAAAAGAAUUUUUCAAAAAUAUGAAAUUGUAAAAUAUUUGGUAGUUCCAGUGUAUAUAUUUGCUGGUUGGAGUAUAGCUGAUUCAUUGAAAUCAAAAUCAAUUUUCUGGAAUGUAAUGUUUUUCAUAUGUUUAUGUAUGGUUACUAUUCCUCAGAAACUGCUGGAAUUUCGCUACUUUAUUUUACCUUAUAUUAUUUAUAGGCUUAACAUACCUUUGCCACCCACAUCCCGACUUGUUUAUGAACUGGGCUGCUAUGCAGUUGUGAAUUUCCUGACUUUUUAUGUGUUUCUGAACAAGACUUUCCAGUGGCCAAAUAGUCAUGACAUUCAGAGAUUUAUGUGGUAAUUUGAGAGUUUGAACUCUGGAAGCAGACUUGAUAUUUGGAUUAUUUCCUGGAUAAACAACUGAACAGGUAGAAACUGGAAUUUCUUUAAGGCACAAUGGUGAUCCUCAGCUCAGAUUUCUUACAUAUGCUUUAAGCAUAUGUAACAAAUCCAAAGAAGUUACGUAAUAACCAGAAAAAGUUUAAGGCCUGCUAAACAAGCCUGACUAAUAAUAGGAAAACAAAAUUAUUUGCAGUUGCAAUAUCCUUCUGCUACUGCUGGUUAAUAUAAACCUUGGAAACUUUUUAUAUACACACAAAUUUAAGAAAACCAGUUUCAGAAAACUGAAUAUGCUACAUAAUGGAACUUAUUUAUGAAUGUCCAAAAAUCAAUAACAAAGUGAAGAAUAUAUACAAAUGAUCGGGAUGGUAGUUUAGAUCGAAAUGUUGCUUAACAUUUCCAUAAGUGCAUAGAGGCGGUUUUUUCAAUGAUGUUUUAGAUGAAUGUUUACACAGCAAAUCGAGUUUUUAUUUGACAAUCUUUAUAUAAAUUGUUCUGUGACUUUGGUUACAUUUUCACAAUCUCCUUAGUCCAUUCUGAUUGUUCCAUUUCCAGGAAUCUAGCUUCCAUGCUCCCCUUUAUGGUCUCCUCUUUACUUUGGUCUCUUACAGUUGAUGAUUCAAGGGAGCACCGCACUCCUGGGUUAUCCUGACUUAUUUUAUCAGGCCCAUUCUCACUUGGGCACUAGGAAGCCUCCAAGAGCGGUUUCCGUUUCCGUUGGAAAGAGUGUCUUGGGCAGUAGUCUUGGUGGUGCUUCCAGUCUGUUGGUCCAGUAUGUGGACUUUUUUCAGAAUUUAAGUUUUGUUGCACAUUCUUCUAAGUGCUUAUAGAUUUAGGGAUCAGGCAGAAUAGGCUCAUGGAUCAUAAAUAAUAAUAAAUUCGAAGCUCAUGUUUAUGCAGGAAUUGAGCUGGCGGUGUUUGCAAUCUAGACAUGAUGAAGCACUUUCACUAUUUCGUAAUAUGAGAUGCUUGAUGACCAAAGAUACAGUGUUGAUGUUGCUAGAGUACAUUACUGUGUGGACUUCCUAGGACUGACAACAGUAGGACCCAGGUGACCGGAUAAAACAGAAAUUUAUGCUCUGGAGACCAGAAGUCCGAAAUCAAGGUGAUGGCAGGGCCGGUUCCUUCUGGAGACUGAGGAAGAAAUCCAUGCUUCUCCUCCAGCUUCUGGUGGAGUAACUGGUGAUUCUUGGCCUUGUUGGCUUGUAGAGAUAUCAAUGUAAUCGCUGCCUCUUGUCUUCACGUGGCAUUUCCCUCUGGGUUUCUGUGUCUACUUUUUCAUCUCUACAAUAUCAUUGAAUAGAGGGCCCAUCCUAACCCAGCAUGACCUAUCGCAAAAUUCUUAAUUACAUCUGCAACGGGCCUUAUGGCCACAUUUGCAAAUCUUUGUGUGGAGCACUAUUUAAUCCACUAUUUAACAGAAGGACAAUUAGGAUCAAACCGUACAAGAUUGGUAGGAGAUAAUUUCUUUGCUGAGAUCUUUUAAAUAAAACUGCAUUUUUCCUGAGUGGUUUAAAAAUUGAUUCUGAAGUCAUAUAAAGCUUAAGGUAACUGGCUUUGAUUCUGUUAUAUGCGUUUUUAAAAGUUAAAAGUAGAAGGAUGCUUGGAACCCUCUAGGGCUACUUUGUGGAGGAGGGACCAGCUGCCUGGAGAGUCUAUGUGUUGGUUGGGACUGUGGGUCUGUUAUCUGGAGUCCACACCCUGGGAGGUUGUCAUUCCAGUACAAGAAAGUAUCAUUUGGACUUGUAAAUGUGAAAUUGUCAAUGUGAUUUAUUCUUAAUCUAAUUAAGACAUGUUGAAACUUUUUUUUAAAGUGGUUCUAACUGAACAGAUUAUUUCAUCCUCAGUUUUGUAUUGUUUUCCCAAGGUUUUAAAGGAUGAAUAGAUUUGGAAAGUAUUAUGUAUAUGUAAAUAUAAAAUUGUGUGUACGUGAAAAGUACAAGUAUAGUUCUGAGUUAGCAAACACAGAGUAACUGUUAUACUCUAUUCAAUACUUAGAAAAUGUUAUUUGAUUAUUCGUAACAAUGAUUGUAGACUACAUGUUUUACCAGUUUUUUUUUCUUUUUAAAGAAGUACUUACAUUUAAUUAAUAUUCUUUUGCCAUGAAUUUAACACAUUGGAAGUUUGAGCCUCAAAAGUAAAAACAAAUAUGUAAUAUAGGAAAAAGUUUUUUGUCUGAUACUGCUAAUGUAAAGCUUUUAUGUUUAGGAAUGUUUAUGGGAAGAAAAACACCUUAACUCUGAUAUGUAAUGCUAGAAAUGAGGAACCAAUUCUACCUCAUACAUUGAAGACUACUGUUUUGGAGAGAUCACUUCCAAUUCAUUUUCAGUGUUCUGUCUCCACUGUUUUAAGGGGCGUUUUGGAGAAAAUCGGAAUUUAUGGGGAAGCAUGUAAAUCUUCCAUGUUUUUCCAUGAAAUACCUAAACAUUUAAUAGCUGGUGUUUUUAGACAACAAUGCCAGGAAUUAAAGGGUGCUAUUUGUUUCUUACUGAUUACUUUUGAAAAAUAGCGAUGCUUAAAAGUACUUUUGAGUUGAAGAUGCUUGUUAGGGUUAGACUUCCGUAGGCAUUUAGAAGAUCACCGUUUGCUGGUGAGACUUUCAAGCUGUCUAGCAGACGAGUUCUUUUAAGAGAUGCACCGACUGAGAUAUCUCGUCUCACCAGAAAGCUGGUUGGUAUUGGUCCUCUACCAACUGAUCAUUCCAUUUGACAAAACUGGGAAGGCAAUCAUUUUUUGGCCUUUAAAAUUUUGAUCAUUUGUCACAGGUGCCAUAUUGGUGGGUAUUUUUAAUGUGAUUAAAUUUUUAAAAGUAGACAUAAUUGGUUAAAAGGUGAUUAUUUUCUUUAAGGGGAUUGACAUGCCAGAAAGACCAUGGAGUUUUGUAGUAAUUGUAAUUGAAGUCUCUGAAGGAUUACUUAAAGAGUAUUAUAAAAAGGUCUAGUCUAUAAAUUAUUUUAGAUCCAGUAAUCAAUUUUGAACUGGUUCUACCCUAUGUGAAAUUCUAUAGAACGUUAACUUUAAUAUUAGUAAGAUGGUAGCAUACUGUAUGUUGACACAUUUUUAUGAUUUUUCUUAGUGGAUACCCAGAAAUCUUUUAUAAUACAAUGUUCCUGAGCUUAAACAUAGCGUGCCAUUUUGAAAAGAAAUAAUUUUAGUUGCCUGACCGCUUUCUUCUCCUUUAAAAGUUAUUUCUAGUAUGCACUUCAUCUAUCAUAAAGUACUUUAAUCGAAAUAGCUUAAUGCAGAAACUUACCAGUAUUUCUACUUACUGAACUCUCAUUUGGCUUGAUUUUCACUCUAUAAUUGUUUGAAGAGAGGAGAUCCUCGGGUUUUAUUCAGAGUCCCACAAGAGUGUACUAUCAUUUUAGACUCACUUAAAAAAAAAUAUUAGUAUGAGGGAAUAAAAAGUCUUGCCUAGGCUGUAGAGUAUUAUCCUCGAAGCAGUUAUAACUUUAUUAAAUGUGAAACAAGAAAUAAGAGUCAUUCAGAUGUGAAGCUUUUUUCUAGUAGAAAAUGUAAAAUGUCUUAUGAAGUGUGGAUAGGUAGAAAAAUCAUUACACCUUGGUAGUUAGCUUUAUAUACUUAGUGUGGCUCCAUUGUCAGUAAAGCAAGUGGUUUACUCUUUGGUCCUCAUUUGAAAUGUGAGUGUAUUCUAAUUAGUCAGUACUUGACAGGUCUAAACUCCAGAAAAUAUUCAGCUCCUGCCAUAUAUUCAUAAAAUUCAUAAGUGUGUUAUAAAUAAUGAAUAAAGGUAUGCUGAAUGAAGUUUUUAGUAUAUACGGAAGUGUAUACACUAGAGAAAAUUCAAAUUUCAAACUGUCAUGUAAUCCUGAGCAAGUUAUAGGAAAUAAAUUGUGUUUCGUAAUGAAAGUCAUCCUAAUCAUCCUGCCUAAACUUAUGUUAACAAAAAUUAUUUACUAUAGUGAUUAAUGCUUAUAUACAGAAAUAUAUUAAAUAUGCUGUUGUAUAGUAGGACAUGGUUUCAAUAUUAUUGUUUAUUAGUAAUAAGGAAAAAUAAGUAACCUUCAGUCAUUAAAUUAUAAUAGUUAUAGACUCCUUGAUGGUUAUGAAUUCAAAGUAAAAGAGACUAAUAAAUCCAAAUAUGUUGUAUCAUUUCAGUUAGGCUGGAUUGUAUUACUUCAGGAAAAGAACUAUUAAUGAUUCUUUAUGGAGCCUUGGUGUUUUAGUGAUUAGGUAUUGGGCUGUGAUCCACUUAGUCAGCAGGCAGUUCAAAACCACCAGCAGCUCCGUGGGAGAAAGAUGGCUUUCUACUCCAGUAAACAGUUACAGACUUGGGAAAUCAAAGGGGGUUGCUGUGAUCAGCAUUAACUUGAUGGCAGGGAGUGAAUUUUUAAUUAUCCUUUAGUUAAAAUACUUAUAUUUAAGUCUUGACAAGGUAAAUAUUUCCAAUCCACUUCAAUUUGUAGAGGUGAGAAAAUUACAAGAAAAUAGGAAUACAUUGAGGCAAUACUUAAUAAGCAUAUCCACAAAUCUAACAUAACAUCUUGAAGUUUUGUGAACGCCAUGAUGUUUUUAUCUUGUGCUUUUUCAAAACAAGCUUUUGCUGAAUUUAGUUUCACUUAGCCCAUCACUAUCAGACCAAAAGAAAGCGUAUCAUUUUUCCGGAGAGAGAAAAUGUCAACAUUGUAUUGGUUUGUCACCUUGACUGAAACUUUAAGUUGACUCACUUUCAUCAAGCCACAUACGUCUGUGUUUGGCAUACACAGGAUACGGGCUGGAAGGAUAAACACAAUAAGACUUUCACUUUCAUUAAGCCACAUACGUAUGUGUUUGGCAUACACAGGAUACGGGCUGGAAGGAUAAACACAGUAGCAAUAAGACUUUCACUUUUGAAAUCCUGCAAUGGGCUAGACCUUAAUUAUAUUGGCUGGUUUACAAAUAGUUCGCGACCCUACUUCUAUUCCUAAGAUGUAAAUGUUGACAUCUAUGUGACUGUUGAGGAAACUAAGUAGCAUGUAUAUCAGGUAACUUCCCCCAAGUUCACAUAUUCCAUAAAUCGCACUAGCAUGCACGUCUGUGAGUUUUUGACUGCUAAUCUUUACUCUGAAAGCUUUUCAUCAAGAGAAGUAGAAUGAUGGAUAGGUGCUUUGGCCAAACCAUGCCGUGUAUUGUUUUGUAUUGACUGCAAUCAUUUUUAGAAAUUCUAGACACUUCAAAGCCACAUGGGAAAGAUGAGUGUUUAUAGUUGUUUUGCAAGAAAAAUAUUAUUUAACAAGAGAUUCUGUGACUUGAAAAAUGCUCAUGAUAUCUGAAAAGAAUUUGGAAGAAGGACUGGAUAUAUUCUGUAUUGCCUGGAGUUAGAUUAAGGAAGGACCAACAGUUAGAUUUCAAUUAGUUCUAGUUCUUUAAUCUGUAGAGGAAUGGCCCCAAAGAGGUUUUUAUAAUAGGAAAGCCAGAAGAGAUUCAGAUAACCAUUAGGUAGUUGGGGUAAAAGGAUUUUUAUGAUGCUUCUCAUUCUGUGAUUUUUAAGUUUAUAAGUUUGUCACAAUUUCUUUUCAUUGAUUGAUAGUCAAGAUGAAACAUUGCAGUCAUUUGUAUGCUGUUUGAUAUAUUUUAAAUUUCUGAACAUAAAUUACUCAAUUCUAUUAUCCUGAGGAAACAUUUAAGAUGCAGAAUUUAGUAAAGUAGUAUUUUUGAUACAAUGUUUUUGAGUACUGCUAAUAAAGCAUUUAAUUUGUUUUAUAUGAUUUUUCUCUCUCUUACAUAAGAGAAAUGGAGCCACAGUGGCAUAGUGGUUAAACACUUGGCUGCUAACUGCAAGGUCAGCGGUUCAAAUCAACCAGGCACUCUUCAGGAGAGAUUUGGCAGCCAGCUUACAGCCCUGAGAUUGUAGGGGUAGUUCUAGCCUGCUCUAGAGAGUAACUUUGAUUUGGAAUUGACAGCAAUGGGUGUAUUUUAUUUUAUAUAUAUUAAAGAAAAUAUUUAUUUGAAAAGAUUAUUCCUGCUACCAACAGUAAAUACGAUUUUUCCCAUAUUGAGAUCGUUACCUAACACUGUCUUUAAUACAAAUUGGAAGGGAGUCAGAAUAUAUUCUGACAACAAAUAUACAUACAUGGUUGCUGUGAAUCAGAAUCAACUACGUGUGUGUGUGUGUGUGUUAUGUGGUCACUGAUUUGGAAUCCACGCAAUGGCAGUGAGUUUGUUUUUUAUUUGGGUCUUAUUUAAUAGUUCACUUAAGUGCACAGAAUACUCAGCCUUUUCGGUGAUGUAAAAGCACGUACAGCAAUCAACGGUGAGUUUGAUGAGGAAUUUGUUGUGAAUUAGGGGCUGAGUCAAUUGUUUGAACGUGAGGACAAAUUUACAUACUUUUAAAUGGCACAAAUUGGAGUUAUCUUUAAAUUGGAUGCUUGCAUAGCCAGGGAUCGGUUGGAUAAAUAAGGUAAAUCAGUAGAUGCUUUGUCCACUAGGUGGUGAUAUUGUGUUACAUUUCUAAGUGUUCUUGAAUUUUUUUUUUUAUUGGCAUUAAACUUUAUUUGCAUAGUUUUAUGUUGUGGUUUGAACCAAAAAGUAAUUUAUAGUUGAUCUCGUCUGUUAAAAUGUUAUUCAAAAUGUUUCCUGAAUUUUAUGACCCUGAGGUAAAUGUUAAAGAAAAAGAAUUGUGUUUGUGUUGUCUGUGACCUUGUUCAUAUAAUAUAGUUCAAAUUAAUCUUCUCCCACACACAGUGAGUGAUGACCGGGACAACUUGAAGACUCAGAGCAUUGUACUGGGCACUGUUUUAAGUGCUUCAAGCAUGCUUUUUUGCUCAUUAACAACCUUCGAGCCUGGUCCCAGCAGGGCUGAGGGGAAGAUCAAUAAGCUUGAGCAUUUUAGGAAAAGAAAUCAGGAAGAAUACAAUUAUACUUCCUAUUUUCCUAAAUCAGGAAAAAGACCUGAGUCGAUUUGUUACCUUCCAGAGGCAGAGGAUCAUCUACCUACAACUCUAUCUUCCAUUCCUGUUUUUGUCGAAGUACCUGAACAUGAUACAUGUGUGUAAGCACAACUCAGACCUGGAGUCUUCAACUGUAUUAAUUCACACGGAAGUAAACAGCAUUGCUUUCAUUAGAGUGACUUCAGCCACCACGUAUGGUUAUCUGAAAAUCAGUAUGUAGUUUUUCAAAGAGGAUUCUGUUUGAAAGCAAUCUCCGUAAACAUUUUGUAAUGUUUUGUGUGUAUUUUUUCCUUUUAAUGUUGGCUGCAAGAGCCUUUUAUAUGCUCUGCAAAGUUUUAUAUGUUGUUAGGCUGUUUGUUACUCUAAAAUGGAGAUGUUCAGUUGACUUUUUAAAUUGUAUUGUGGGCUCAUGCCAUUUCAAAUUUGGGAAUAGACAUUCUUUGUAAGAAUGAAGGCUGACUUCCCCCUUUAAAAAAGUUUAUUUAAGUACAUUUUUUGUUUGUAAAUAAAUUCAUGUUUUAUAAUA